CCCGCCAGUGUGAACACGGACUGAGUUGUGCUCCCGGAGAGAGAGUGAUAAAGUUAUUGAGGAAUAAUUAUUGAUAUUUUCUGUAAUUUGUUUUAUCUGCCCUCCAAAAGAUUUACUGGUAAACAAUGCCUUCAUCUCACGAUUGGAUAAACAACCCAUUGGGCGUUAUCGAAACGAUGUUUGGUAAGAAGACAAAUGCGGUGAAAGAGGUGCUGCUAGCGAUACCAUGCUGGUUCAGGAACUUAGCUAGCUAGCUAGCCGAUGCCCGCCACUGUUAGCGAACUAGUUACGAGUUUGAAAACAGCUGAUUUGCAGAUAAAUGGAUCAAUACAGAUGGUCUUAUCAGAUUAAACAAGCUGAUGAGACUGAAAUAACGUACUAACGUUAGCUAACAUGGAACUGCUAUAAGUGUGGUUUUGUUUUAAUUUUCCAAAUACCACUUGCUAACGUUAGCUAAUAAACAUUGGUUGAUUCGGAGUUAAUUAAUAUUUAGUGGAAUUUCUCUUUUGUAUUAUAAUAGUUACUGUUGUUUCUUAUGAUUGGUCAAUACACAUGUUUACGUCUCCCCUUUACACGGUGUUGUGACUUUCUGCUGAUUAGCAUGCAUAAUGCGGAUGUGGUUUGUCUGGCUCUUCUGUUGUCCUGCAGCCCAGAGCAACUCUAACCCAGAAUGGGAAGCAAAAGUGUUGGAAUACUUCAAAGGGCAGCUGAAAGAAAAAGAGGCUCAUAGCUGGGUAUGGACAGUUGAAAUGUCACUGAAGAAUGCUAUUUAUUCUCAUUUGACUAACAUUGGUCUCUGUGAAGUAGCAGCACACUAAGAUGAAUAUAGAAUCCAGCACACCCUGCUUUUGUACAUAAUUUCUAAGCAUGUUUGUUUUCAUUUCAGGUUCCUUCGCUAAACGAUGUGCCCCUGCACUACUUAAAGCCCAACAGCCUUGUGAAAUUCCGUUGUUUGGUCCAAGACAUGUUUGAUCCAGAGUUCUACAUGGGAGUGUAUGAGACUGUGGACCCCUCAACCAAGGCCAAUGUAAGACCUUUCACUCUUCCAUUGCUUUGGUUCAGUAGCUGCAUAAUGCACUAUAUUACACAGACACCUGCUGUCAGUGUUAUCUGUCUAGACAUUUGCUGAGACUCAGAGAAAUUAUAGGAUGUUCAAGAUGUAUUUCACCUAGCCCUGUGAAAACAAUCAGUUUUCGUUUGGUAGAUAGUUCAUAGUCAAUAUACUUGUUGAAAGUGCAUAGUCAAUUUACUGUAAUUGUUGGAAGUAUAUGGUCAAUAGGAAAAAGCUUUUCCGAUCUUGUUCUCUUCCUCCAGUCAUUUGUUGUCUGUCUGACAAUUCUCAGGUUUUGAGAUGUGGGAAGUACAAAGAUGUCACAGAAUGUGGGGUAAGCUCAUCUCUAACAGGGUCCUCUGUAGCUCAGUUGGUAGAGCAUGGCGCUUGCAACGCCAGGGUUGUGGGUUCGUUUCCCACGGGGGGGCCAGUAUGAAAAAUGUAUGCACUCACUAACGGUAAGUCGCUCUGGAUAAGAGCGUCUGCUAAAUGACUAAAAUGUAAAUGUAACAUUGUCUAAGCUCAGCAGUAGCCAUAGUUUCAAAGAUGUGUAGCUAAUGUAUUAGGCCUUUGCAUGGAAGCAAGUGGUGUCUACAAUGUAGAUGUAGUUUGAGCCCUGGAGUGGCAGUGUUUUAAGAUUCAAAUUCACAUGACUACUCUUGAUUACCUGUGUUCGUCAUCUUCAGGUGGAUUUGAACUCCAGAAACACUGUGACUGCCGAGAGACAGACCUUCUAUUGUGUCCCUAUUCCAGGAGAGAGCCCUUGGGCUAAAGAGAUAUCCUUUCUUUCUGCUGUGGUAUAUAUUCAACAAAGCAUUUGUAUUUGGCUAUUUGCCAAAAGAUGAGGGACUUAUCAUCUGCCUUUUUGGUCAAAAUUUGGCUUUGAGUCUAUGAAUAUGAUUAUGCAGUACGCUCUGUGAUUAUCCAUAUUAAUUGUUUGUUGAAUUGAGUCUGAAUUUUGCUCACUAUUUGUGAAGGUGAAGUGGUUUGCCUAAGUAGCUGUCUCAAGCUAUGGAGUUGUUCUUAACUCUGCCACACAGCUAUGGCUGUUCUAGUCAGGCCAGAGUUGUCCCAUCCACCUCCUAUGUCCCAAGCAGACAGAAGCGCAGCUACGAAGAGGACGACGACAUGGACACACAACCCCAGAAGCAGAGAGAACCACACGCAGGUGGGUACACACUCCUUAAACAUGCAUCCAAGUAAAGCAGUUCUGAGUCAUGUUCAUUAGGGCACAUUGUAGCAAAACCUUUUAAAAACUACAUGCAUUGAAAUAGUACCUCCCCAGUUUGGACAGUUUUCUUUUAGUUUCAUGCCUAGUGAACACGACCCUGGCUGGUUCAGCCAGGUUGAAGCCACGGUUUUGACAGUACUACAGUGGUUCCUCAUUUUAAAAGUUGCAUCAUACCACAGUAGAGUCUGGCCUCCUGUAGCUCAGUUGGUAGAGCAGGGUUGUGGGUUCAAUUCCCACGGUGGGCCAGUAUGAAAAAAUAAAUAAUAAUGUAUGCACUCACAAACUGUAAGUCGCUCUGGAUAAGAGCGUCUGCUAAAUGACAAAAAAACUAAAAACUGCUUCGGUGAGUCGCGGCGCUUGCCAUUAAUACUAAUUUCAAACACCAGAGGGCAUCUUUGAGCACAUCUUCUUCAUCUAGUCUUUUUUAUCAUUAUUUUAUUAACAAAAACACAAAGAUGUUGAUGAACAAAUACUGUAUGCUUCUUUCUAUUGGAUAAACAGUGUAUAUACAGUGAGGGGGACAAAAGUAUUUGAUCCCCUGCUGAUUUUGUACGUUUGCCCACUGACAAAGAAAUGACCAGUCUAUAAUUUUAAUGGUAGGUUUAUUUGAACAGUGAGAGACAGAAUAACAACAAAGAAAUCCAGAAAAACGCAUGUCAAAUAUGUUAUAAAUUGAUUUGCAUUUUAAUGAGGGAAAUAAGUAUUUGACCCGCUCUCAAUCAGAAAGAUUUCUGGCUCCCAGGUGUCUUUUAUACAGGUAACGGGCUGAGAUUAGGAGCACACUCUUACAUUUACAUUUUAGUCAUUUAGCAGACGCUCUUAUCCAGAGCGACUUACAGGAGCAAUUAGGGUUAAGUGCCUUGCUCAAGGGCACAUCGACAGAUUUUUCACCUAGUCGGCUCGGGGAUUAGAACCAGCGACCUUUUGGUUACUGGCACUACGCUCUUAACCACUAAGCUCUUAAAGGGAGUACUCCUAAUCUCAGUUUGUUACCUGUAUAAAAGACACCUGUCCACAGAAGCAAUCAAUCAAUCAGAUUCCAAACUCUCCACCAUGGCCAAGACCAAAGAGCUCUCCAAGGAUGUCAGGGACAAGAUUGUAGACCUACACAAGGCUGGAAUGGGCUACAAGACCAUCGCCAAGCAGCUUGGUGAGAAGGUGACAACAGAUGGUGCGAUUAUUCGCAAAUGGAAGAAACACAAAAUAACUGUCAAUCUACCUCGGCCUGGGGCUCUAUGCAAGAUCUCACCUCGUGGAGUUGCAAUGAUCAUGAGAACGGUGAGGAAUCAGCCCAGAACUACACGGGAGGAUCUUGUCAAUGAUCUCAAGGCAGCUGGGACCAUAGUCACCAAGAAAACAAUUGGUAACCCACUACGCCGUGAAGGACUGAAAUCCUGCAGCGCCCGCAAGGUCCCACUGCCCAAGAAAGCACAUAUACAGGCCCAUCUGAAGUUUGCCAAUUAACAUCUGAAUGAUUCAGAGGAGAACUGGGUGAAAGUGUUGUGGUCAGAUGAGAACAAAAUCGAGCUUUUUGGAAUCAACUCAACUCGUCGUGUUUGGAGGAGGAGGAAUGCUGCCUAUGACCUCAAGAACACCAUCCCCACCGUCAAACAUGGAGGUGGAAACAUUAUGCUUUGGGGGUGUUUUUCUGCUAAGGGGACAGGACAACUUCACCGCAUCAAAGGGAUGAUGGACUGGGCCAUGUACUGUCAAAUCUUGGGUGAGAACCUUCUUCCCUCAGCCAGGUCAUUUGAAAAUGGGUCCUGGAUGGGUAUUCCAGCAUGACAAUGACCCAAAACACACGGCCAAGGCAACAAAGGAGUGGCUCAAGAAGAAGCACAUUAAGGUCCUGGAGUGGCCUAGCCAGUCUCCAGACCUUAAUCCCAUAGAAAAUCUGUGGCGGGAGCUGAAGGUUCGAGUUGCCAAACGUCAGGCUCGAAACCUUAAUGACUUGGAGAAGAUCUGCAAAGUGGGACAAAAUCCCUCCUGAGAUGUGUGCAAACCUGGUGGCCAACUACAAGAAACGUCUGACCUCUGUGAUUGCCAACAAGGGAUUUGCCACCAAGUACUAAGUCAUGUUUUGCAGAGGGGUCAAAUACUUAUUUCCCUCAUUAAAAUGCAAAUCAAUUUAUAACAUUUUUGACAUGUUUUUCUGGAUUUUUGUUGUUGUUAUUCUGUCUCUCACUGUUCAAAUAAACCUACCAUUAAAAUUAUAGACUGAUCAUGUCUUUGUCAGUGGGCAAACGUACAAAAUCAGCAGGGGAUCAAAUACUUUUUUCCCUCACUGUACAUCAUUACCUAUUGUAAGGUUGUUUUUUUGUAGGGGUUCGAUGUAUUUUCGUCAGGGCAAAUCAGGUCUGUGAUAUUGAGUUAGAAAUGUCAGACUUUAGUCUUGUCAGGUCAUCUUUUGGUCUGAUAAUUUCAUUCAAGCAUUUUAGUUAUAAAAAUAAGUUACAAAGGGAGCCUUGAAUAAUUAAACAGUAAAUGAACUGCAUGUUGGCUAAAGCAAUUGCAAUCAUGAAUGCAUGCAACUGUUUUUAAUCUUGGCUGUACUAUUAUUGUAUUUGUUGUUCCAAAUGGUCAGAAUCUUUUCAAUAAUACAUUUCCUUCUCUCUGCUGCCAAUUGCCAGAUAUCUUAAUUCUUAUUAGCCAAUGCCCAUCACAUGAUCGGGUCCUUCUCACAGGCAUUGAAGCUUCGAAGUAGGCUACAAGUGAAGACAGACUGAUGCAACGGAGCGCGUAACGUAACAAAAUGUGGACGAUUCAAGGGGUCUGAAUACUUUCCACAGUGUAUUUGGAAAGUAUUCAGACCCCUUGACUUUUUCCACAUUGUUACGUUACAGCCGUAUUCUAAAUGGAUGAAAUAAAACAUUUCCUCAUUCAUCUACACACUAACCCAUAAUGACAAAGCGACAACAUGUUUUGAGAAAUGUUUGUAAAUUAAUUACAAAUAAAAAACAGAAAUACCUUAUUUACAUAAGUAUUCAGACCCUUUGCUAUGAGACUUGAAAUUGAGCUCAAGUGCAAAAACCAAGCCAUGAGGUCGAAGGAAUUGUCCGUAGCGCUCCGAGACAGGAUUGUGUCGAGGCACAGAUCUGAGGAAGGGUACCAAAAUAUUUCUGCAGCAUUGAAGAUCUCCAAGAACACAAGGUCCUCCAUCAUUCUUAAAUGGGAGAAGUUUGGAACCGCCAAGACUCUUCCUAUAGCUGGCCGCCUGGCCAACCUGAGCAAUUGGGGGAGAAGGGCCUUGGUCAGGGAGGUGACCAAGAACCCGAUGGUCACUCUGACAGAGCUCCAGAGUGCCUCUGUGGAGAUGGGAGAACCUUCUAGAAGGGCAACCACCUCUGCAGCACUCCACCAAUCAGGUCUUUAUGGUAGAGUAGCCAGAUGGAAGCCACUCUCAGUAAAAGGCACAUGACAGCCCGCUUGGAGUUUGCCAAAAGGCACCUAAAGGACUCUCAGACCAUGACAAACAAGAAUCUCUGGUCUGAUGUUUUUCAGCGGCAGGGACUGGGAGACUAGUCAGGAUCGAGGGUAAGAUGAACUGAGAAAAGUACAGAGAGAUCCUUGAUGAAAACCUGCUCAGGACCUCAGACUGGGGUGAAGGUUCACCUUCCAACAGGACAAUGUACAUUUACAAAGACUUAUGUGUUUCUUAAAAGAAUAGCUACUGUUUUCCGGUUUUCAAAUCAAUUUGAUUGGCUACUUUGGUUAAUUGCCUUUGUGUGCUGGCAGAUUGGGCACCUAUUGAAGGCCAAAUGGCCUUGCCCCUAAAAUCAUGAAAUUCCAGGCCUGACUAUACCUAAAACAUCAAUUUCAAGUCCCUAAAAAUAGAAAUCAACUCAGCAAGUCUCUUGUCCUGCUGAUAGAUGGCUUCUUUUGUAUUCCAAUAAUAGGUUAGGCCACCGAACGAUUCACACCUGGCCCGCAGUUGAGGCAUCGCCAGCUGUGAACUCUACAGCAUGCUCUUUAAUUAUUGCCUUAUGUUGGCAUGCAUAACAUUAUUUAACAAAUUCUGGUAUUUUGAGUGAUGUGAUAGACAAUGCACUGAAUCAUACAGCAUCAUGCCGGUUGAAAGGAAUUUUGAUAAUACACUGCUCAAAAAAAUAAAGGGAACACUUAAACAACACAAUGUAACUCCAAGUCAAUCAGACUUUGCAAAUGGAAUAGACAACAGGUGGAAAUUAUAGGCAAUUAGCAAGACACCCCCAAUAAAGGACUGGUUUUGCAGGUGGUGACCACAGACCACUUCUCAGUUCCUAUGCUUAAUAAUAUAAAUAAUAUGCCAUUUAGCAGACGCUUUUAUCCAAAGCAACUUACAGUCAUGCGUGCAUACAUUUUUGUGUAUGGGUGGUCCCGGGGAUCGAACCCACUACCUUGGCGUUACAAGCGCUGUGCUCUACUACCAGCUGGCUGAUGUCACUUUUGAAUGCUGGCGGUGCUUUCACUCUAGUGGUAGCAUGAGACGGAGUCUACAACCCACACAAGUGGCUCAGGUAGUGCAGCUCAUCCAGGAUGGCACAUCAAUGCGAGCUGUGGCAAGAAGGUUUGCUGUGUCUGUCAGCGUAGUGUCCAGAGCAUGGAGGCGCUACCAGGAGACAGGCCAGUACAUCGGGAGACGUGGAGGAGGCCGUAGGAGGGCAACAACCCAGCAGCAGGACUGCUACCUCCGCCUUUGUGCAAGGAGGAGCACUGCCAGAGCCCUGCAAAAUGACCUCCAGCAGGCCACAAAUGUGCAUGUGUCUGCUCAAACAGUCAGAAACAGACUCCAUGAGGGUGGUAUGAGGGCCGACGUCCACAGGUGGGGGUUGUGCUUACAGCCCAACACCGUGCAGGGCGUUUGGCAUUUGCCAGAGAACACCAAGAUUGGCAAAUUCGCCACUGGUGCCCUGUGCUCUUCACAGAUGAAAGCAGGUUCACACUGAGCACAUGUGACAGAGUCUGGAGAUGCCGUGGAGAACGUUCUGCUGCCUGCAACAUCCUCCAGCAUGACCGGUUUGGCGGUGGGUCAGUCAUGGUGUGGGGUGGCAUUUCUUUGGGGGGCCGCACAGCCCUCCAUGUGCUCGCCAGAGGUAGCCUGACUGCCAUUAGGUACCGAGAUGAGAUCCUCAGACCCCUUGUGAGACCAUAUGCUGGUGCGGUUGGCCCUGGGUUCCUCCUAAUGCAAGACAAUGCUAGACCUCAUGUGGCUGGAGUGUCAGCAGUUCCUGCAAGAGGAAGGCAUUGAUGCUAUGGACUGGCCCGCCCGUUCCCCAGACCUGAAUCCAAUUGAGCACAUCUGGGACAUCAUGUCUCGCUCCAUCCACCAACGCCACGUUGCACCACAGACUGUCCAGGAGUUGGCGGAUGCUUUAGUCCAGGUCUGGGAGGAGAUCCCUCAGGAGACCAUCCGCCACCUCAUCAGGAGCAUGCCCAGGGGUUGUAGGGAGGUCAUACAGGCACGUGGAGGCCACACACACUACUGAGCCUCAUUUUGACUUGUUUUAAGGACAUUACAUCAAAGUUGGAUCAGCCUGUAGUGUGGUUUUCCACUUUAAUUUUGAGGGUGACUCCAAAUCCAGACCUCCAUGGGUUGAUCAAUUUGAUUUCCAUUGAUAAUUUUUGUGUGAUUUUGUUAUCAGCACAUUCAACUAUGUAAAGACAAUUAUUAUUAUUUCAUUCAUUCAGAUCUAGGAUGUGUUAUUUUAGUGUUCCCUUAAUUUUUUUGAGCAGUGUAUUACAGUUAUCAACACACUCGUCACUCCCGUUCAACAACUCUAAAUCGCUUUUGCAUGCGCUCCAAAUUGAUAACUUGAAGUAACAUUUAAGUAAAUGAAAUUAUCGAAAGGAAAAUGUGAUUAUUUAUUAGCCUAGUGGUUUAGUAUUUCCGGGCAUAUCAUGUGAAUUAGGCCUCAUGUAAAUUCAUUGUCAAAAGCUCAAGAGAUACUAUUGCAUGUAGGUCUAGAUUAUUUAUGGGUUGAUCAUAUAGAAAUAUAAAAACGUUAUUUUAACAACUCCAAAGCAAUUGUCUGUCUAUGGCGGAGGAACCACUGACUCACUACCUUUUUCCAUAAUCAAUGCACAUGCAGGUAACUCUUAACUGUUAGGACAGCAGAUGAGGUCUCCUAAAUAUCUGUUGACUAGGUGGAUCUCUUAUGACUGGAGAGGCUUCACACAUAGCAAGUUAUGGUAUUAAGACUCAAAUAAUGACAUUACUUAUUAUAUUGAUGAUCAUAAUAAUUGUAAUAACAAGAAAGAGGGUUGAGGUGCGAGAGCUGCUUGCAUAUUAUAUGACAAACAGGUGGUGUUAGAUUACAACAACAAAAAACAGCCUUUAUUAUAGCAAAGGUUAAAAACAGCCGGAUUUGUGAAAUUGCUUUAUCCAACAUUUUGCAGUUGCGUGAGGCUUGGUGCUCACGGAAUCAGUAGGCUAUUAAACAAACACUCAAACGGGCAACAGAAGCAGGAUCUGUCUUAUUUCUGUAGAUAUAUAGAUGAUUUAUAAAUCCAGGCACAUUUAACAGUUAGGCUGUUGAUUAUAGACCUAAUUAAGUUGGAGUUGGACUUUUUCGUCAAAUUCACUAUUAUACACAUGGUAACAAAUGAGGAAAGGCUCCAAUUCAAUGGCGCACUGAAGAUUGUUUCAGAACCGUGGACUGCUAUAUUUUUCAGCAUAGGACUAAGUGACUCACUCAGUUGUAGCUUUCAUUCAAAAUAAGUUAUACUAUAAAGCAGGGUUAAAGACACAUUAUUUCUGAUCAUCUUUAGCAUACCCAGUCUCUUGCUCGCUACAGCUCAUUUCGUUUGAAUUAUUAUGUGGAUUAUAAUAAAUUGAUAUUUUUAGGGGUUGAUGUAUUUUUCAUUAGGGAAAAUCAGGUCUGUGAUAUUGCGUUAGAAAUGUACAACUUUAGAGGACUUAAGCCUACAUUUCAAGUUUGCCCUUUUUGGCCAUUAGGCUGCACGUUACAAUAGGUCAGUCAGAGUUAUCUGUAUCCUAAACUGUGGCACAAAUUGGGGGAUUUUUCACACCUAGCCGAGCUAUUAGACUAACCCUUUGUAAAUUAAUGGAGGUGGGAAUGUUUCUGUCCGAGAGUCUCUCCUCUUGCGCUAGAGUCCUGCAUCGGGCAAAAAAAUCAGCUGGCGGAUGGUCCAAGAGUUGAGAGAGAACUUGGGUAAACACAAUGGCGCAAUUACACUUGACAUGUGGAUUCCGAUUUUCAAAAAAUAGGAUACUUGUGCCUUACAGUCCAUUACAUAAACCAAAAGUGGGUGCUGGUGGAGAGCCACUCAUAAGGCCAGCUAUUGUGAAAGAAUACUUAUGGAUCUUGUUGAUUUCCUCUAUCGCAUCAGAGGCCACACUCACCUUGGAGGCAAGCAAACAGCCUACUUUUCACUUGAUAAUUAUGUGGUUCUAAAGGAUAAAGCGUGACCUACAGAUGGAUUUGUGGUGUCCGAGAGAAGCGAGCACGUUGGAUGACGUCCUUUUCCUGCACAGCAGGAAGGAUUUGAAGAAAUCUGAGUGAUGAAUGGACUGUUUUUGAAGUUAUUGUUUUAGUAGCUAUAUUAUAAGGCUCUUCCAAAGCGAUUUGAAUUGUCAAUGUGCCGCAUUGUGAAAAUAAAAAUAUAUUGUUGUUUCAAGGCAUUGUUUCUGUUUAGCCAAAUGUUGAAUAGACAUGCAGACAAAUGAAUUAAUGCAGGGAAAGAGGAAUAAUAGCCUACUGUCUGUAGUCAUAAAAACAAUUAGGCUAAAUCAAUGUAUGUUAUUUUGUUGGGUAACGGAUUGACUCUCGGAACUAAGAAGUCUGCUUUUUUCUUGAAUAUAAUCAUUCAGAAGGUUAAACCCAUAGGUCUUAGGCCCGCAGUAAAUUAAAUUAGACAGGUUCGUUUUUCAUUAGGUUAAAAUAAUCCAUGCCUUCUGGCAAUGUUAUAAAGUCUAAACGUUAUGGGCGGAGCUAGAAAGUUGGCUGUCAGAAGUAUUACAAUGGAAAUGUACUUUUAAUCCGUCUGUCAGCAUAUUUCAAGACAUGGCAUAUGAAGGUGCAUGCAGUGAGAUACCCGAUGGGUUGGAUAAUACUUUUCUUGUCAAUCAUCUUGAAAAAACCGUAUAUUUAACUGGAAAUCAACCGAUAUUCCAUCGUUAACACAAUGGAAAGGUCAGAUGCUUUAUCUAAAUGUUGAAAGUGUGUGGGCAAUGGAGAGAAACAAAAUGGUGCAGUUUGAGGCCGUGUGGUGGAGAGUGAUGGUGAUUUGAGAAUGUGGAGUUGAGCAGGUGUGAUGUAGUCGAUCAUUAUGUGAUGAUGUGGUUUGUAUGUUUUGUAAUGCAAAAAAAAAUCAAAAGUAGUGCGCAAAUUUUGGGGGGUGGAAUUACCGCUCCCAACACAAAUCUAAUUAUUAAUUCUGAAUAGGAUUUAUUUGAUUUAUUUCGUUUACAUUCUUCAUUGUAACCAUAAUGUCACAAAUAAUUGAACACACACAUGAGCAGAUGAACUUGGUCAAAACAUUUUUUUAUUAGACUCUAUAGGAAAGAAUGUCGUACUUAUUUAUUUUGAUCCAAAGCCACAAAUGAGUGAGUCACUCAGCUUUAUGCUGACAAAUAUAGCUUUAUGCCCCAAAAUAGCCUACUAAAUAGGCCAAGCCUAAGCGAAUACAUUAAAAAUUGUCUAAAUAAACUAGUACAUUUCAUAAAUAAAACUAAUUUAAAUAGCUCAGGUCUUGAGAAUAUGAGCAACCUUUUUCUGUCCAUAUCCUCGCUGGACUCUUCUGUUUCUUCUUCUCAUAAGCAAAGAAGGACUCCAUGUUUCAGAAACUCACUUUUAUAUAGAGGGGCUAUCAGUCUUUCCACACUGUGGUAAAUAAAGCCAGUUUGUUCUCUUAGAAUUCUUUGUCUGUUUUUGGAGGGAGAGAAGCCAAAAGCGUAACUCCCCCUUGUGAUAGUGUGGCGCCACGACGGAAUGAUGCAAUUUACCACAAUCUGCCACCAUCUACCACAGUGUCGCCGCAUAAGCUCGAAACGUUUAAUUGAGGAACCACUGUACCAACUGUUCUCUCUUCUAUUUAUAGAGCCCCAUGGCAACGGGGACUCCAAGCGGCAGGAGACUGAAGCCCCCUCCAGCCAGACGACGGCCCCCUCAGACUGUUCCUCCCAUCUGGACCUCAACUUUCCACUGCCUGGGGAGAGGGGGCCAGCCUGUCUAGUGAAGGUAAAACUAACAAAAUCAUCCUGUGAUUUUAGGCCCAGACUGUCCAGUGAUUGCUUCCUUUCCAAGAAUUAUAUAAUAUUUUGCUGUCUUGCCUGGGUUCUGUAACUAAGCUGUAUCAAGGGACUAGCAUAUUUCCGUGUCAGAAUAUUCAAGUGAUUCCAAAGAUCCCAUUGACUCUGUCACUCACCAGGUGCUCUGUUGACAGGUCUAUGAGGAGUUGGACAGCUUCAAGCUGAACGACACACUGGAGGUCUAUGGGAUUCUCUCAGUCAACCCAGUCCUGGCUGUGCUAAGUGAAGAAAAGUAAGGCGCUUGAGUUUGUUUUAAAUAAGGUUGAUUUCAUUUUUGUUGUGGUUAUGUGUGCGCACGUCUGUGUGUGUCCGUAUUGCUCACAGCAUUGUGUAUCCACACAGAGACCCCUCGUCGUUGCUGCUAGACCCCACAGAGAGUAUGGAGACUCCAGAGGAACAGAGAGCUCACGACCCCCCUGCUUCACUGGUGCCCCGUCUCCACUUGCUCUAUGCCCGCCCCUUGCAACACAACAACCCUCUACUGCCCUCUGCUCCCACGGAGGACCAAAGCGCCUGUAAGACUAGGACACAUCACAAUAUACGUUUACUUGUAUUCACUGAGGGCAGUGCAAUUCUCCCACUGACAUCAAUUAAUUAUUUAUGCGAAAGUCUGAAUUUGGGUCCUGAUUUGAAUGCUUUUUAAAAUCAAAUUAUAGAGUUCCUUAACUGUUCCGUGGAGGUUCUGUUUUAACUUUUGGGUCUCACCUUCUCAGUUGUAUCCUCUUUCCUGGUUGAGAUGGCAUCUGUGAGGGCAGAGCUGCUUGCUUACCUCACUCACGUUCUUCUGGGAGACGGACUGGCUGCUGAGUACCUCAUACUACACCUCAUCUCUAAUGUGUGCGUGUGCACUCCAUACACAAAGGGAUGGUUUCCCAAACCCAGUUUAAGCUUAGUCCUGGACUAAACCAUUCAAUGGACAUUCUCCAUUGAGAAUGAUUUUUAAUCCAGGACUAGGCUUAAUCUGGGUCUGGGAAACCGGGCCAGAGAUAAAUGAUGUAUCUUUUCUUACACUAUUUAUGACUCCAUAUCUGUAGAGCAUAGUGAGUACCCCCACAACUCUUUAUUCGAAUAAGCUCGAAGGUGGUUCCUGAUAGUGAUUGUGUGGGUCUCUGUCAUCACAGGUAUACCAGACGGGAUGUCCUGCCUUUGGGUAAAUUCACCCUGAACCUGAGUGGCUGUCCGCUCAACUCAUACACAGAGCGACUCUAUCAGAUCAUCCAACAGCUGGUGCCUUGUGUGAGUUAAUAUGUCCUAUCAUGGUCCAUAUUAAAGCAAAACUGGUUUGACUGUUAUUUGAGAUUUGAAUUGUGAUGCUGCAGCAUUUUUGGUUGCCACUAGUAAUUGAGGUUAAAAUGGUAUGGAACACUGAUAUGCAACUCUAGCCUGAAGUAUGGCAGCACAGUUUCUAAAUUGUCAUGACUAAAUUAAUUUAGCCUUCCACUUAAGGUCAGUAUUAGAUUAGAGUCUGACAAUACUGAAAGAAUGCAUACUUUGUAGAUCCCGAGUGCUGAAGCGGGUAGCGCGUCAAAAUCGUCUGUCCUCGGUUGCAACACUCAAUACCGAGUUCCAAACUGCCUCUGGAAGCAACGUCAGCACAAUAAGUGUUGAUCGGGAGCUUCAUGAAAUAGGUUUCCAUGUCCGAGCAGCCACACACAAGCCUACUAUCACCAUCCGCAAUGCCAAGCGUCAGCUGGAGGGGUGUAAAGUUCGCCUCCAUUGGACUCAGGAGCAGUGGAAACGCGUUCUCUGGAGUGAUGAAUCACGCUUCACCAUCUGGCCGGCCGAUGGAUGAAUCUGGGUUUGGCGGAUGCCAGGAGAACGCAACCUUCCCCAAUGUAUAGUGGCAACUGUAAAGUUUGGUGGAGGAGGAAUAAUGGUCUGGGGCUGUUUUUCAUGGUUCGGCCUAGGCCCCUUAGUUCCAGUGAAGAUAAAUCUUAAUGCUACAGCGUACAAUGACAUUCUAGACGAUUCUGUGCUUCCAACUUUGUGGCAACAGUUUGGGGAAGGCUCUUUCCUGUUUCAUUAUGACAGUGCCCCCGUGCACAAAGCGAGGUCCAUACAGAAAUUGUUUGUCGAUCGGUGUGGAAGAACUUGACUGGCCUGCACAGAGCCCUGACCUCAACCCCAUCGAACACCUUUGGGAUGAAUUGGAACGCCAACUGCGAGCCAGGUCUAAUCGCUCAACAUCAGUGCCCGACCUCACUAAUGUUCUUGUGGCUGAAUAGAAGCAAGUCCCCGCAGCAAUGUUCCAACAUCUAGUGGAAAGCCUUCCCAGAAGACUGGAGGCUGUUAUAGCAGCAAAGGGGGGACCAACUCCAUAUUAAUGCCCAUGAUUUUGGAAUGAGAUGUUCGACGAGCAGGUGUCCACAUACCUUUGGUCAUGUAUCGCACAACAUACAUUACAAGACUUGAACCGUCAGACAGUUUAUCAAUGUACAUUUAAAGUAACUGGUUACGGUUUUCCUUCUCCCCGGUAGUCUUACCGUCUCAGUAUGAGCCUCCACACCAUGAACAGCCUGCGUUUGGUGCCUAAGAAGGACUACGUGGCCAACCGGCUGGUGAGUGGAGCCUUGCAGCUGGCUAGGAACACCUCCCUCUUCCUGGAUGAGACGCAGCUGGAGCAGGGUCAACUGGACAGCUCCGGUAAGAGGAGGGGGCUCUGGGAACUAGGGCUUUGACCCUGAGCCACUAGGGCAAGAAACCGAGGCCCUGGCCAGAAACAACUUUUAGGCUCAGACACUUGUGUAGAUCUGAGAGGAUUUGAUGUGGUAAUUGCUCCACCUUGCCCGCUGAUAGGCUAGGUGGAUUUUUUCGACGUUGCUUAUACCUGUCUUAUCCUCUCAGAUCUCCACAAGUGGGGAUAGGGGGUAGGGACAAGGGGUUGAUUCUGGGCAGGGGGCGAAAGAACUACAGGACUGUACUGCAGUGACAAACGCGCAGCAGAUAUCGGAGUGCCUCUAGCUUUUGUGUGCGAAAGCCAGGCUAUAUUCAUUAAUUCAUUUGGUUUACCAAUUGCGGUAGUGCAAUGUCAUUUAAUCCAUCGAAUAGCUUUGUGUUGUGGUAAGAUGUUCAUAGAUAUCCGUGUGUGCUAUAGGUGUGCGGAACAUCACUGCCCUGGGGAACCUGAUCUCUUGGCAGAAGGUUGAUUAUGACUUCAGCUACCACCAGAUGGAAUUCCCCUGCAAUAUUAACGUGCUCGUCACAUCAGAGGGCCGAUCACUGCUGCCGGUGAGUACAAAGAGGGUAGAGGAGGCAAGGCCCACACCAGAGGGCGUAGGAGGGGCCCCUGUGUGUCCCCGUGUGUGUACAGGGGUUAGGUUUCAGCCAGGCUCUCAGGAGACUGACACGUGUCAAAUGCCAUGGGGUUGUUUCCAACCAGCGUCAUCAUGCUGCCCCCUCUCACUGCCCAUUGGUCAGCCCCAGCCCCCUAGCAGCGCUAUGGUCUGGCUUUAGAAGUUGGCCUCACUGUGUUGCAAACGGCCUAAAGAAUGCGCUGUGUGCUAUUUCUGUGUGUUGAUCUAAUGGAGUUGCUAUGACUGCAGCUGUGCCACCGGGACAAUCCUGGCCAGAGGUGUCGAGAUAGGGCUGUCUAUCAGGCCACACCACAUUGAAGGGCAGGGUGAAUGUGUCAUAAACAAUUGUGGGAGCAGAUGGUCACAAGUUAAAUCUUCCUGUCGAUGUUGAGUACGUGUUGUGAAUGUGAAAUGAGCGGAUGAACUCCCCAACAUUUAUAUACACACUUAAACUCAGUGGCAUGGUUUCCACCAGGCGAGCCAGUGCUUACUAGCGUCAGAGGUUUGAAAUCAAGCCCUCAACAUGACAACAUCCUGCAAAUACCUUGUCAACAUAUUUGCCAAUCUCCCAUUGACUAGAUGGUCUGAAUCUUUGUCAGGGCCGUUACAGGAAAUAAUCUCAUGUUGAGUCUCGGGUUUUAAACAUUAGUAAGCUGUGUCUUGCAUGGAGAUGGUGCGAUGUGGAAAUUAGGCAAUCCCCCCCCCUGUGUUUCUCAUAGAAUCUUUCCCAUCCCACAGUCGGACUGCCAGGUACCCCUACAGCCUCAGGUGACCCCACCCAACAUGGAGGAGUAUCUCACUACCAUCCACAUGGCACAGUUGACAUCACAGAUUAACAAGUUCCGUGUGUACCUGAGUGUGGCCCGAACCCUCGACUACAGCAUCUCUGAUGAGGUCACCAAGGUAAAUGCUACUUUAGAUUUUCUGAUUUCCAAACCUGGCCUUUAUGAACCUAGCUUCUGUGCUGAAAGCAGGAUUGAAUAGUUAAGCUCAAUCAAGGUGUUUGUUUGUCGUGGUAUCAGGUUUCCAAAACCUGUGUGGUUACCGUGUCCACUCCUAUUUUCUAUAGAAAUGAGUCUUUGUUUCUUAUUUUUGUUGAUUCUUAUUCAGUUGCCUUGUUACUGUUUUCCACAGGCAGUUGAGGAUGACUUUGUUGACAUGCGCAAAGAUGACCCCCAGCGCGUCACCGCAGAGGACCUGCAUAGGAUGCUUGUUGUAGCAAGGUGUGUGAAAGUUACGUGAAAGUUAUUCAGCCUUGUCCUGAUGUCUUAAUUCAGCAUAACAUGCUCCUCAAGUGAAGCAGUCAUUUUGUGUCGCUAACUCGCAUAACGUUUGUCCUCAGGUUGCUCUCCUUAAGUUUGGGACAGACCACCCUUUCCCGAGAUGGAUGGAUGAGAGCCAAGCACAUAGACCUGCUUCGCAGGAGCAGGACCGAACAACAGAAGAGUCUCAAUGGCAACGAGCCUUAAUCACAAACACCCAUUCGGUGUGGAAAUAAAAAUAUGUUAUGUGGAACAAACAUUUUUCAUUUUGAUAUCAGAAGAGCACAUUUUUGGAAAAGUUCAACUUAAUAAAACUUUUAUGUACAAAAGUUGUUGUUCUUUUUGUAUAGCACUGCGAUUGUAUUUAGCUUUUUUGCUUCUGUGUUGGGAGAUCAGGAUAAGCUUUUUAUCAAUUGUCAUAUUAGCAAUUUCUUGAUAAGAAAAUUAAAAAAAAAGUAACAGGACUACCGGUAAUUGUACUGACGUUUUCAGUGCCUUGUAUGUUACUGCCUUAAACUCCAUUGUAGUACUUUACAUUUCGGAUUCUGUCUAGGUAAGUUUGUGAACUAAUGCAAAAUAUGCUAAGCCAAUGUUCACUUUUCCUCCCCUUAGUCUAGACCAUAACUUCUAGUUUUUAUAUCAACAUGUUGGAUCUGGUACAUGUAAACAGGGCAUUUUGAGAUCAUUUUAUUUCCCCCCCCUUAUGCCUGAAAGUUCUCAGGAGUCAAUACAAUGAUCUUCCCAAAAAUGUAAAAAUAAAUGUCUUCAGUUUGUGAGCUAUACUUGUUUGUACUCAUUAAAAUAUGGUCAGC
Molecule: messenger RNA, 16899 nt
Organism: Coregonus sp. 'balchen'
Lineage: Eukaryota; Metazoa; Chordata; Actinopteri; Salmoniformes; Salmonidae
Source: the annotation of a GenBank genome assembly